Molecule: messenger RNA, 2370 nt
Organism: Cutaneotrichosporon oleaginosum
Lineage: Eukaryota; Fungi; Basidiomycota; Tremellomycetes; Trichosporonales; Trichosporonaceae
Biological process (GO): vesicle-mediated transport; intracellular protein transport
Cellular component (GO): membrane coat
Molecular function (GO): clathrin binding
Source: RefSeq, a predicted model, not a curated record
UGCAUCCCGGAGAGCUUGAGAUCUUGUGCUGUGCUGUCACGUCCGUCCAUUCCCUCUAAUCCACUCUCUGUCUCUCACCGUCCACCCUCGCCAUGGCCGUCGCUCCCCGAAAAGGCGAGAACUGGGAGCUGCGGCAGCAGCUCAACUCCGAGUAUCGCGAGAAGCGCGCCGACGCCAUCAAGCGGGUCAUUGCAAACCACACAAUAGGCAAGGACUGCUCUGGCCUCUUCCCCGACGUCGUCAAGAACAUGCAAACGGACGACCUGGAGCAGAAGAAGCUCGUCUAUCUCUACCUCAUGAACUAUGCCAAGACGCAACCAGAACUUGUGAUCCUCGCCGUCAACACAUUUGUGAAGGACACUGCGGACCCCAACCCCCUCAUUCGCGCGCUGGCCAUCCGCACCAUGUCCGUGCUCAGAGCCGAGAAGAUCCUCAACUACCUUGCCUCACCCCUCUCCCGCUGUCUCAAGGACGAGAACCCCUACGUGCGAAAGACAGCAGCACUGUGCGUUGCCAAGGUGUUUGAUCUCAAGCCCGAGAUGUGCAUUGAGUACGGGUUCAUCGAGACACUUCGUGACCUGCUGGGCGACGGCAACCCGAUGGUCGUCGCGAACGCUGUUACGGCGCUUGGCGACAUCCACGAGGCGGCGCAGGAGAUGUCAGACGAGCCGAGUGACGACGAGCCCUCUGCCCGGCCGAGCAAGCAGCUGUUUGUCAUCGACCAGCCGACGCUCACCAAGCUCCUUGUCGCGCUCAACGAGUGCUCUGAGUGGGGCCGCAUCGCAAUUCUCGGCACGCUGUCGCGCUACCGCACGAGCGAUGUCGACGAGGCUGAGCACAUUUGCGAGCGCGUCAUGCCGCAAUUCCAGCACGCGAACGCCGCCGUCGUGCUCGGCGCCGUCAAGGUCAUCAUGCUGCACAUUAAGCACGUGCAGCGCGAGGACCUGCUCAAGUCGCUCUCGCGCAAGAUGGCACCGCCGCUCGUCACGCUCAUCUCCUCUGCGCCGGAGGUGCAGUGGGUCGCCCUCCGUAACAUCAACUUGCUCUUGCAGAAGAAGCCGGACGUGCUCGCCAACGAGAUGCGCGUGUUCUUCUGCAAGUACAAUGAUCCGCCGUACGUCAAGGUUGAGAAGCUCGACAUCAUGGUGCGCCUUGCGACCGAGCGCAGUGUCGACAUUCUCCUUGGUGAGCUGAAGGAGUACGCGAGCGAGGUCGACGUCGACUUUGUGCGCAAGGCUGUGCGCGCCAUCGGACAGGCCGCGAUCAAGAUUGAGAGCGCGGCCGAGCGCUGUGUUACAGUUCUCAUGGAGCUUAUUGAGACGCGCGUUAGCUACGUUGUGCAAGAGGCCGUCAUUGUCAUCAAGGACAUCUUCCGCAAGUAUCCUCACAGCUACGAGGGGAUCAUUCCCACACUGUGCGCCAACCUUGAUGAAUUGGACGAGCCCGAGGCACGCGCGAGCCUGAUCUGGAUCAUCGGCGAGUACGCUGAGAAGAUCGAGAACGCCGACGACCUCCUCUCCACCUUCCUUGAUGUGUUCAAAGAAGAGAGCUAUCCUGUCCAGCUGCAGACGCUCACGGCUAUCGUCAAGCUGUUCCUGAAAAAGCCUGACCAGUCCCAGGCCAUUGUUCAGCGCGUGCUCCAAGCCGCGACGAAGGACUCGGACAAUGCCGACGUCCGCGACCGGGCGUACAUCUACUGGCGGUUGUUGUCGUCAGAUCCUGCGGCCGCUAAAAGCGUGGUACUCGCAGUCCGGCCACCAAUCAGCCUGCCUCAAACGACUGUGCCACCAGCGAUUCUCGAGGAGCUCGUCGGUGAGAUCUCGUCGCUGUCAAGCGUGUACCACAAGCCAGCGGCGACAUUCAUUGGCAAGGGUCGUCUGGGUGUCGACGAGAUGGCGAAGAGAACGAUUGAACCUGAAGAUGAUGUCGCUCGCGAGCGCGCCCUCCAGACAGUCGUGCAGGGCCAGCAGUCUGAGAACCUUUUGGACUUUGACGCCGACGAACCCGAGACACCCACCAGCAAUCUGGCCAGCGCAGGGGUUGACAUUAUCUCGAGCCAGCAGAUUGCAACAGCGGCCAAGUCGACAAACCCGCUCGAUGAGCUCAUGGAUUUGUUCUCGACGACGAGCAUUGCCCCAGCACAGCCCACCCAGCCGUCUGGGGGCUUUGGAGGUAUGGGUGGGAUGGGGGGUAUGGCUCAGUCGAACGACUUCAGUGGCCUGGGCAGCCUCAGCGGGCUCGGAUCACCUGUCAACCCUUCUCCACCACGCUCAAACCCCACUUCGCCGCCUCCCAAGCAGCCAGCAGCAUCGAGCGGGACGCAAGACCUGCUCGACCUCUUCUAGAUGAUGUAUACAGUUAUGACUCGGG